Penicillium taxi is the source of this 225-nucleotide messenger RNA. RefSeq lists its product as uncharacterized. Lineage: Eukaryota; Fungi; Ascomycota; Eurotiomycetes; Eurotiales; Aspergillaceae. The coding region runs from base 1 to 225 and encodes 74 amino acids. The transcript has 2 exons. The record is from RefSeq and is a predicted model, not a curated record.
AUGUCCUAUAUUUUGGAAAUAACGCUGACCCAAGCAUUGUCGGGUCCGUCAUUCGAGGGAAAGUUAUCGAUCCAACGACAGCUAGAAGAUAUUUUCUAUCGACUAAGGCAUCACUACAACCAGUUAAGCGAACUACAAUUUUUGGCCACUCACUAUGGUAGUAACUCAUACACCAUGCGCCCUCGUUCCCUCUUGCACCAGGUUUAUCAUAAUAUGACACAUUGA